UCCCCGCGCCCCGCUCGUCCGCCGCGCUCCGAAGAUGGUGGCGGCGCCGUGCGCCCGGAGGCUGGCCCGGCGCUCGCACUCGGCGCUGCUCGCGGCGCUCACGGUGCUGCUGCUGCAGACGCUGGUCGUGUGGAAUUUCAGCAGCCUCGACUCCGGGGCCGGGGAGCGCCGCGGGGGCGCAGCGGCCGGCGGCGUGGAACAACCGCCCCCGGCCCCGGCCCCGCGCCGGGAGCGCCGGGACCUGCCCGCCGGGCCGGCUGCAGCCCGAGGCGGCGGCGGCGGCGGCGGAGGACUGGGGGCCCCGGCGCGGGCGCGGGGAGGCGGCCCGGGAGAACCCCGGGCGCAGCAGCCGGCCAGCCGGCGGGCACUGCCCGCGCGGGCGCUGGACCCUCAUCCAAGUCCUCCGAUCACCCUGGAGACCCAGGAUGGCUACUUUUCUCACCGUCCGAAAGAGAAAGUGCGGACAGACAGCAACAACGAGAACUCCGUCCCCAAAGACUUUGAGAAUGUGGACAACAGCAACUUCGCACCCAGAACUCAAAAGCAAAAGCACCAGCCUGAGUUGGCAAAGAAGGCCCCGAGCAGACAGAAGGAGCUUUUGAAAAGGAAGCUGGAGCAGGAGGAGAAGGGGAAGGGACAUUUGUUUCCAGGCAAAGGCACCAAUGAGGUGCUGCCUCCCGGGGAGAAAGCCACGGUGAACAGUAGCCGUGGGAAGGAUGCCCCAAGACAGCCCCACACCAGGAAAAGCGGGGGCAGCUCCCCCGAGCUCAAGCAAGACCAGCCCCCCAAGUGCGACAUCUCGGGCAAAGAGGCCAUCUCCGCACUGUCCCGCUCCAAGUCCAAACACUGCCGCCAGGAGAUCGGGGAGACCUACUGUCGCCACAAGCUAGGGCUGCUGAUGCCCAAGAAGGUGACACGAUUCUGCCCCCUGGAAGGCAAAGCCAACAAGAACGUGCAGUGGGACGAGGACUCGGUGGAAUAUAUGCUCGCCAACCCGGUCCGAAUCGCCUUCGUGCUGGUGGUCCACGGCCGCGCCUCUCGACAGCUGCAGCGCAUGUUCAAGGCCAUUUACCACAAAGACCACUUCUACUACAUCCACGUGGACAAGCGCUCGAAUUACUUGCACCGGCAAGUGCUGCAGUUUGCCAGACAGUACAGCAACGUUCGUGUCACGCCCUGGAGGAUGGCCACCAUCUGGGGGGGCGCCAGCCUCCUGUCCACGUACCUGCAGAGCAUGCGGGACCUCCUGGAGAUGACCGACUGGCCCUGGGACUUCUUCAUCAACCUGAGCGCCGCCGACUACCCCAUCAGGACAAAUGACCAGCUGGUGGCAUUUCUCUCCCGGUACCGAGAUAUGAAUUUCCUGAAGUCACACGGCCGGGACAACGCAAGGUUCAUCCGAAAGCAGGGUCUGGACCGGCUCUUCCUGGAGUGUGACGCCCACAUGUGGCGCCUGGGGGACCGGCGAAUCCCAGAGGGCAUUGCUGUGGAUGGAGGUUCCGAUUGGUUCCUGCUGAACCGGAAGUUUGUGGAGUACGUGACCUUCUCCACAGACGAUCUGGUGACCAAGAUGAAGCAGUUUUACUCCUACACCCUGCUUCCUGCUGAGUCCUUCUUCCACACGGUCCUGGAGAACAGCCCCCACUGUGACACGAUGGUGGACAACAACCUGCGCAUCACCAACUGGAACCGGAAGCUGGGCUGCAAGUGCCAGUACAAGCACAUCGUGGACUGGUGCGGCUGCUCGCCCAACGACUUCAAGCCGCAGGACUUCCACCGCUUCCAGCAGACAGCCAGGCCAACCUUCUUUGCCCGAAAAUUUGAAGCCGUGGUGAAUCAGGAAAUCAUCGGGCAGCUGGACUAUUACCUGUACGGGAACUACCCCGCGGGCACCCCAGGACUCCGCUCCUACUGGGAGAACGUGUACGACGAGCCGGACGGCACCCACAGCCUGAGCGACGUGGCGCUUACCUUGUAUCACGCCUUCGCCCGCCUGGGCCUCCGACGGGCCGAGUCGUCGCUGCACGUGUCGGGGGAGAGCAGCUGCCGGUACUACCCGAUGGGCCACCCAGCGUCCGUCCACCUCUACUUCCUUGCAGACCGCUUCCAGGGCUUUUUGAUCAAGCAUCACGCUACUAAUCUGGCUGUGAGCAAACUGGAGACCCUGGAGACGUGGGUGAUGCCGAAGAAGGUCUUCAAGAUCGCAAGCCCGCCCAGCGACUUUGGGAGGCUCCAGUUUUCCGAGGUCGGCACUGACUGGGAUGCCAAGGAGCGGCUCUUCCGCAACUUUGGGGGUCUCCUGGGGCCCAUGGAUGAGCCCGUAGGCAUGCAGAAAUGGGGGAAGGGCCCCAACGUCACCGUGACUGUCAUCUGGGUGGACCCUGUCAACAUCAUCGCAGCCACCUAUGACAUCCUGAUUGAAUCCACUGCCGAGUUCACCCACUACAAGCCCCCUUUGAACUUGCCCCUGAGGCCUGGGGUCUGGACAGUGAAAAUUCUUCACCACUGGGUGCCAGUUGCAGAGACCAAAUUCCUCGUUGCUCCGCUGACCUUCUCCAACAGGCAGCCUAUCAAACCAGAGGAGGCACUGAAGCUGCACAACGGGCCCCCGCGCAGCGCCUACAUGGAGCAGAGCUUCCAGAGCCUGAACCCCGUCCUCAGCCUGCCCAUCAGCCCGGCCCAGGUGGAGCAGGCCCGGAGGAACGCGGCCUCCACGGGCGCAGGACUGGAGCGCUGGCUGGACUCGCUGGUGGGGGGCAUGUGGACCGCCAUGGACGUCUGCGCCGCGGGCCCCACAGCCUGCCCCGUCAUGCAGACCUGCAGCCAGACCGCCUGGAGCUCCUUCAGCCCCGACCCCAAGUCCGAGCUGGGGGCUGUCAAACCCGAUGGCCGACUCAGGUAGCACCGGGCGCGUGCGGGCCCCAGCGGAUGUCGGAGGGAAAGCAGCCCGAGGGCUGGUGGCGCCCGGACCCUGGCCCCCUGCUGCCGGGGUGCCUUUUGUGAGAGGGGCUCCCCCGGCUACAGAACGAUGGACAGGAAGGUGCGGAGGUCAAGGCAGCUCCUGCCAACGACCUGCCCCCCCUCCCCCACCGGCUCUGGGGGGCGAGGAGUGCGCAGUCCCGGGGCCGUGGUGGUCUUACCUCUUC
Lontra canadensis (Northern American river otter) is the source of this 3146-nucleotide messenger RNA. It is a transcript of the gene XYLT1, whose product is annotated as xylosyltransferase 1. Lineage: Eukaryota; Metazoa; Chordata; Mammalia; Carnivora; Mustelidae. Gene Ontology annotation, biological process: heparan sulfate proteoglycan biosynthetic process; chondroitin sulfate proteoglycan biosynthetic process. The coding region runs from base 35 to 2902 and encodes 955 amino acids. Gene Ontology annotation, cellular component: membrane. The record is from RefSeq and is a predicted model, not a curated record. Gene Ontology annotation, molecular function: protein xylosyltransferase activity. The transcript is spliced from 12 exons.